Chrysoperla carnea is the source of this 4693-nucleotide messenger RNA. Its product is annotated as insulin-like receptor. The coding region runs from base 114 to 4457 and encodes 1447 amino acids. The transcript is spliced from 14 exons. Gene Ontology annotation, molecular function: insulin receptor activity; ATP binding; insulin receptor substrate binding. Gene Ontology annotation, biological process: positive regulation of phosphatidylinositol 3-kinase/protein kinase B signal transduction; positive regulation of kinase activity; cell surface receptor protein tyrosine kinase signaling pathway. Gene Ontology annotation, cellular component: insulin receptor complex; axon; membrane. The record is from RefSeq and is a predicted model, not a curated record. Lineage: Eukaryota; Metazoa; Arthropoda; Insecta; Neuroptera; Chrysopidae.
GGGAGGGUUAGCAAAGUUAGCGAACGAACAAAAUAAGUCGUUUUGUUUUUGAUUCAAUGAAAAUAAAAGAAAUUCGUUGAGUGCUUUGAAUUUGUUCCGUUUGAUGUUUGAAAAUGUUUUUUUCAUGCAAGAAUGCGAUUUUGUGCUGUUGUCAAAUUUUUCAACAGUUACGAAUUUUUUUAAUUGUUUUUGGAAUUUUAUCAAUUCUAAUAGAAGCCGACAACUACUCAUCAAAUUCAGACAAUAAUGGAAUUUGCAGGAGUGUUGACAUACGAAGUACAACAGCAAAUUUUAAGAAAUUAGAAGGAUGUCGAGUGGUUGAAGGCAACGUGCAUAUUUUACUACUGGACCAUUAUACGCCAAAGGAUUUUUUAAAUGUUACAUUUCCAGAAUUAACUGAAAUAACUGGCUUCUUACUCUUAUACCGUGUUGAAGGUUUGGAAACAUUGGGUAAAAUGUUUCCAAACUUAACUGUAAUACGGGGCCGAGAACUGCUUUACAACCAUGCCUUCAUUAUUUUUGAAUUAAGUUCAAUACAGGAAAUUGGACUUUAUUCGCUGACAAAUAUUGAAAGGGGCGCCGUUUAUAUUUCCAAAAAUCCAAACUUAUGUUUUUCAUCAACGAUCGAUUGGGGUUUAAUCGUUAAACAAGGAUCUGCAAAUAAUGUUAUAACUUUUAACAAAAUCGAAAAUGAAUGUGGACUAUGCCGAGGCGAUGAAAAAAAUGGUUACGAUGUUGAAAAAGAUUCUCAUGUAAAAACAUGUCCUGUAGCUUUCCAUCAUGAAUACAGUGGGAAAUACAGUCCGCAACCAGGCCGACAUUUGUGUUGGAAUCGAGAUAACUGUCAAAAAGUAUGUCCGAAAGAGUGCGGCAACAACACAUGCAAUAGCAAAGGACAGUGCUGUAAGAAUGAUCAAUGUUUGGGCGAUUGUUAUGGUGCAAAUUUGGAUCGUUGUAAAGUAUGCAAAAAUUUAAGCAUUUGGAAGGAUGGCGAAAGUUUAUGUAUGCAAAAAUGUCCGGUUACUCAUAAUUAUGUGUACUUAAAUCGACGAUGUGUUAGUGCUGAUCAAUGUCGUAACAUCACUAAACCAAAAGGUGACUUAGUUCGACGCAAUAAACCGCAUAAACCGUUCAAUGGUUCAUGUCUGUUAGAUUGUCCACUUGGUUAUGAAGAAGACGAAAUCAAUGGCCAGUUAUCUUGUAAAAAAUGUGAAGGGAAGUGCGUAAAACGUUGUGGUGGCGCUAGUGUGAACAGUAUUCAUACUGCACAAAGUUUAAAAGAUUGCACCAUAAUAAACGGAUCGUUAGAUAUCCAGCUACGAGAUGGCAAUAUUGUACACGAGUUAAAUGAGAAUUUGGGCCAAAUUACGGAAAUCACUGGAUAUUUGAAAGUCACACGAUCGUAUCCGUUAAUGUCACUUGGAUUCUUGAAAAAUUUACGGAUCAUUCGUGGUUAUCAUGUUGAUGCACAGAACGGAUAUUCGUUGAUUGUAAAAGAUAACCAAAAUUUACAAGAGCUCUGGGAUUUUUCGAACCACACCAAUCACAAAUUACAAAUUUUAAACGGUCGCGUACAAUUUCAUCACAAUCCAAAGUUAUGUAUCGACAAAAUCGAUGCGUUGGUGGCGAUGAUUGGCUUAAAAAAUGUACGUGAAGAUGAAAUACAACGCAAAACAAACGGUGAUAAAAUUGCAUGCAACUUAGUCGAAUUACCCGUGAAUUGUACCCUAAACAUGUACGGCGCCACUUUAGAAUGGCGUCCCUUUAAAAUGACCAUGAACGAUGAACGUCAUCUGUUGGGCUACGUAGUCUUUUGGAUGAAGACUGAUCGUAAGAACAUAUCUAUUUACGAGUCCCGUGAUGCUUGUGGAGGGGAUGGAUGGAAUGUGGACGAUGUAUUGAAACCGACGGGCGAUGAUUUUAUUUACCAUCCGCUUACCAAAUUAGAAUCGUAUACGAAUUAUGCGGUUUAUGUGGAAACCUAUACAAUUGCAUCCGAACCAUUUGGUGCUCAAAGUAAAAUUCUUUAUUUUCGAACACUUCCUGGAGUUCCUACAUCAGUUACGAAUUUGAGUGCGGUAUCAAAUGAUAGCAGUUAUCUUCUUAUAUCCUGGAAUCCUCCUUUGAAACCAAACGGCGAAAUCACACAUUACAAAAUAAAAUUAGAAGUCGAGAAACCGACAUCACCCGAUCAACGAAACUAUUGUGAAGAUGGUCCAAAAGAAACGACAAACGUUGGAAUCGACGAACCACCUGACCGAACAUCAGAAAAUGGGGAAGAUGAUAGUGAAAAAAACGCAACGAACAAGAAAACCAAAUCCGAGUUAAAAGAUAAGGAACCAGAAGCGGAAGCGGCUGCAUCGUUUGAAGAUGCCCUCCAAAAUUGGGUUUUUGUGAAACGACCAGAAUAUGCGGCCGAUAAACUGCAUGAGCGUAACAAGCGAGAAAUCACUAAUGGGAUUCUCAAUUAUGCGAAUAGUUCAAGAGUAGAGGGGGGACAUAGCAGUGGUGAUAAAAACAAUAAAUCGGAGGAGAAUGGUACGAUUUUUUAUGAGACAUCGAAAACAAUGUUAGUGAUCUCGAAUUUAAAGCAUUAUCGUGAGUACACGGUGAAAGUGAAAGCGUGUCGUCAGUUGUACGGUGCGAAUGAUAACGAGUCGCGCGCAUGCAGCGUAGAAGCGUUUAAAACACAACGAACUCUUGCUAAACCUGGUGCUGACAAUGUGACCAAUAUUCAAUUAGAGAUUCGGACUACAAAUAAAAGUUUGGGUGUUGUGAAAUUGACAUGGAACGAACCAUCUGACCCGAACGGAGUUAUACAAACAUAUCAAAUCGAAUACAAGCAACUUGAUAUUGAAAAUGCUAAACCAACAGUGGUAUGCAUAACACGUAAAAAGUUUCGUGAUCAAAUGAAUUCGUAUCCAAUCAAAGAUUUAAGUCCUGGCAACUAUAGUUUGCGAUUGCGUGCAACCUCUUUGGGUGGAGAGGGUAGUUAUAGUGCAUACAAAUAUUUUUAUAUACCUCCAGCUUCCAGUUCGUCAACGUUUCAAGUCGCUUUGGGAGUUGUUAUCAGUAUCGUUAUUGUAAUAUUAACAUUAGCUGCGUUAUUUUUAUACUUUCGACGAUAUUAUUUAUCAAAUGUACCAAAUAUGAAAUUAAUCGCAUCCGUGAAUCCCGAAUACGUGAGUACUGCAUAUGUACCGGACGAUUGGGAAGUACCACGUAAAAAAAUAGAAUUAUUAAGAGAAUUGGGUCAAGGUAGUUUUGGUAUGGUUUAUGAAGGGGUCGCACAUGAUGUAGUGAAGGGGGUCUCUCAGAUGCGUUGUGCGAUUAAAACAGUUAACGAACAUGCAACUGAUCGUGAACGAAUUGAAUUCCUAAAUGAGGCGUCGGUUAUGAAAGCAUUCGAUACUGCGCAUGUUGUACGCUUAUUGGGUGUUGUCUCCCAAGGACAACCGACUUUAGUCAUUAUGGAACUCAUGUCGAAUGGUGAUUUGAAGUCAUAUUUGAGAUCCCAUCGACCUGAAGAGCAGGACGCUAAUGGUGGCAAUCCACGACGUGAAAAUCCGCCAUCUUUGAAGCGUGUCCUACAAAUGGCGAUUGAAAUCGCUGAUGGUAUGGCGUAUCUAACAGCGAAAAAAUUUGUUCAUAGAGAUUUAGCUGCCAGAAAUUGCAUGGUUGCUGAUAAUUUAACUGUUAAAAUUGGGGAUUUUGGAAUGACCCGUGAUAUUUACGAAACAGAUUAUUAUCGUAAGGGAUCUAAAGGUCUGCUACCGGUACGAUGGAUGGCACCAGAAAGUCUUAAAGAUGGUGUCUUUCAAAGUAGUAGUGACGUGUGGAGUUAUGGUGUUGUACUUUGGGAAAUGGCCACAUUGGCAUCUCAACCAUACCAAGGCUUAUCCAAUGAACAGGUCCUUCGAUAUGUAAUCGAUGGCGGUGUCAUGGAAAGACCUGAAAAUUGUCCAGAUAAAUUAUACGAGUUGAUGAGACUGUGUUGGCAACAUAAAUCGUCAGCACGACCCACAUUCUUAGAAUUAGCAAGUAUUUUAUUGGCUGAUGCAUCUAAUGAAUUUAGAGAGGUAGCAUUUUAUUUUACAAAGGCUGGCCAAGAAGCGUUGGCCGCACAAACCUUACAAAUUCAAGAUGAGGCUGAAGCAACAACUCCAUUACGUCCUGUAAAUACUGCCGAUGAAGAUGAAUUCUCAUUGGACAGUUGUUCAGAUCGUGAGGACGGAGAUGUUGAGGACGGUUCCGUGGAUAUGCAUGAACAUGAAGGCCGUGUCAGUUUUCCCGGAUCGAGUUUUUUAACAGCGGCGUAUCAUGACAAGUCUGAACCAAACAGUGUGGUGAACGGUUUUAUAUCAAUACAAGAACCCCCUAUGCAACAGCAACAAGCCCCUCAUGCAACCAACACACCCACACCCACAUCUAAUUUAAACACCACCACUCAAUGUUAGUUACUAAUCAAGAUUACAACAUAAAAACACCCAUCUGAACGAACCCCCAGUAUUCAUGUGCCCUUCUUAACAGAUCUUCCUCUGAUCCUUCUAUUCACCAUUAUUAAUCACAUACUGGUCCUCCAUGACAACCCUGAACCCUGAGCCCUGAACCCACCCCAAUCACAUAUAAGGGCUACGUAUAGAAAUUGGUUGUAAUUUGAAAAUAUUUUUCAUUGUGCCUGCAAUUCUGCAAC